UUAGCGCAUGCGCUUUGCGACCGGAACGAGCUUCGUUCUCUUCCAAAACAGGCGACCGUGUGAGAGAGAAAAACAACAACGCUUAAAUAAUUUCACACGUAUUGGAUUGUUUUCAGCAACAUGGGAGGCGGUGAUCUUAACUUGAAGAAAAGCUGGCAUCCGCAGACGCUGAAGAACAUCGAGCGUGUGUGGAAAGCCGAGCAGAAGCACGAAGCCGAAAGAAAGAAGAUCGAGGAGUUGCAGAAGGAACUGAAAGAUGAGCGAGCUCGAGAGGAAAUCACGAAAUAUGCGCAGGAAACCGGCGCAGUAAAAAAAAAAGAUGAGCGACUGGACUGGAUGUACCAGGGCCCCGGAGGACAGAUCUCCCGCGAUGAAUACCUCCUGGGCCGUCCCAUCGAUAAGCAGAUUACAGAGCAGUAUGAGGAACCUGAGAGCGGGCCGUCCGCUGAAACCGGCCUCUUGCCCGGCUCCAUUUUCAACUCUACCGCCUCCGUCUCCACCCUGGACAUGGCCUGUAAGAUAAGAGAAGAUCCGCUGUUCGAGAUUCGUAAACGCGAGGAGGAAAAAAAGAGGAGCGUUCUCACAAAUCCUGUUAAAAUGAAAGAGAUCCGCAAAAUGUUACGUGAAAAUAUAGAAAAAGACAAAAAGAAGAGAAGGAAGAAGGAUAAAAAGGAAAAGAGAGACGAUAAGGAAAGGAGGAAGGCCAAGAAACACAGGCGGAGGAGUUCCAGCUCUGAUGAGGAAGACAGAAAGCACAGGUCAAAGGAGGAAAAUGGAUUCUCAAAGUCGCAUUCACAUUUUCAGAAAUCCGGGUACGGACUGCAGUUACCAGCAGGAGCAUGGUCGGAGUCGAGCCACAGGAGGGACCGGAGUCGCUCUCCACUGUGUUCCAGAGAAGAAAAGAGAAAUCGUUCACCUCACGAUCCAGACAGGAAACACAAACCUAAAGCACAGAGUCCGAGCAGGCCCAGACAACGCUAUCAAAGACCACAGAGCACCAACUACAGCAAGCGUCUCUCGGCCGAAGAGCUGGAAAAAAGGAGGAAAGAGAUGAUGGAGUUCGCCGAUGAGAGAGAGAAGGAGAGAGAGAGCAAUGUAAAGAGGUACAAACAACAAGACGAGCGGGAAAAGGAGCGAGACAGCAGGACCAAGCAGAGCGACCAGGCCACAUUCAUACAUAACGUGAAGCUGGAGAGUGCAGCCACCUCGUCUGUGGAGGAUCGGGUGAAGAGGAACAUCCACUCCAUUCAGAGGACCUCUGCCUCUCUGGAGAAGAACUUCAUGAGAAGAUGAGCGGCAAUUAGAAACAGUCGUGUUCACCAGCAGUCACGUUUCCCCAAACGAUCAAAUCUCAAACUUGUAGGGAAGAUAAUGUUGUUUAUAAAUAUAAUAAUUUAUUAUUAUUAUUAUUAUUAUUAUUAUUAUUAUUAUUAUUAUUAUUAUUAUUAUAAAAUGUGUAUAAUGUGCCUAGUGGUCCACUUUUACAGGGAAAAAAAUGGUCCGUUUUUGUCAUGGGUUGUCUUUUUUUUUUUUCCUCCCCCUCAUUUUAAUCAUUCAUUUCUGUAUAUUUUUGUAUUUUUAAAGAGAUUAAAAAAAAAUCCAUGUACUGUAUUUUAUUCACUGUACAGAAUCCUCAUGUCGCACAUACACUAUCAUUGUAUUUAUCUAAAAAAAAAACAAAAAAAAGGUCAGUUUCUGAUAGACAAUAAAUUCAGCAGUGAAAUGUCUUAUUUUUAAAUACGUGAUAUGAAAAAAUGAUCUAAAAUAAUCGUUGGUUGGAUGUUAGUCUUGUUAUAUUCACACUUUAUCACACGAUCCGAUUAUUUUCCUGUUUGUGAAUCAGGAACCGAAUCCUGGACUGUCAACAAUCAAUAAAUACAAUUAGAGAAAA
Molecule: messenger RNA, 1891 nt
Organism: Tachysurus vachellii
Lineage: Eukaryota; Metazoa; Chordata; Actinopteri; Siluriformes; Bagridae
Gene: cwc25
Product: CWC25 spliceosome associated protein homolog
Exons: 9
Coding region: 121-1293 (390 amino acids)
Biological process (GO): mRNA splicing, via spliceosome
Cellular component (GO): U2-type spliceosomal complex
Source: RefSeq, a predicted model, not a curated record